Molecule: messenger RNA, 1310 nt
Organism: Eurytemora carolleeae
Lineage: Eukaryota; Metazoa; Arthropoda; Copepoda; Calanoida; Temoridae
Product: cilia- and flagella-associated protein 251
Exons: 4
Coding region: 15-1268 (417 amino acids)
Source: RefSeq, a predicted model, not a curated record
CGAAGAAAGAAAGAAUGAGUGGAAAGCAAAGUGAAAAUGAAAAGAAACAUUGGAGAGUUGAGAAUGAGAGUUGUGAGAAGAAAAGUGAUGGAGGAAAAGGUAAUGAAAUUGGAAAGCAAAGUGAAACUGAAAAGAAGCAUUGGAGAAUUGAGAAUGAGAGUGGUCAGAAGAAAAGUGAUGAAGGAAAAGAAAAUGAAAUUGGAAUAAUGAAAAGCAUGAAAGCAAAGUGUUUUGAAGGAGUUAAAAGAGUUGAAGCAAAAGGCAGAGAUAUCAUAGAUAAAAGAUACCUAAGAAAAGACGAACUAAAGGAAUGGAAAAAGAAAGAUUUGUCGGAGGAACAGGGCAAGGAAACAGGAUUAAACGGUGAGGGGCAGCAAGAGGAAAAUAAGAUAGAGAAAUGGGAGGAGGAGGAAUGGAUGAAGGAGGAGCCUGAAGAGGAAGAUUGGUACAAAGACCAGGAAGAGGAGAGUGUGAUAGGAAUUGAAAGAUUGUAUAGAGUCUGCUAUGGGAAGGCAAGAGCAAGAUAUGUCAGAGUAGGGAAAGAAACAGGAGUAUUGGAAGGAGCAUGGAGGGGGAAAUGGAACAGAAAACAAGAGAACCCUUCUCCUGCUUUGGAUUGGAUAGAGUGGGAUCAGGAAGAGAAACAUUGGAUUGAGGAAAUGGUGGGACGGGACGAGGAAUAUUGGAUUAAGGAAGUAGAGGAAGAGAAAGAGGAAGUUUGGAUAGGGGAGAAAGAGGAACAAGAAACAGGAGGAGAAAGCUUAGCUACAGAAAGCAAAGAAACAGAAAGAUUAAAAAUGUAUGCUGUGGAUGGAUGCACAGGGAAAGGAAUUACUAGAUGUAAAGUAAGUGACAAAGCUCACAGUAGAAUUAGAAAUACUGAUGAACCUGUGUGGAGAGUAAAUGAAUUACUGAGUAGUUUAGUGAUCAAUGAAAGAAAAUACAUAAACAGAUCUUUUACACAAUCCAUGAAUCAAGGUCUCCAGGUCAUCAAGACUAUUCAGGAGCCAUAUUAUAAAAGGGCCAGAGUUCUUAAGAGUCUACCACUGCAGAUAACAUUACCAAUUGACAUGAUGACACAGAAGAAGAUGUCAGUGGAGAAAGGACAACGCUGCCGAAGGUUCCAAGUUCAAGCUUUAGAAUCACAAAGGCGAAAUAUGGAAACUUACAGAACUGAAGUGAAGGUGCAGAGUUACUGGAGAACUGAUAUUGAUGUUACCAAGUGGAAGUUUCAAUCUAAACCUAAACAGGUGUCACAAAUUAGCUAGUUUUUCAAAUUAAAGAAAAUUUGAUUUUUUGCUCAAUUGGAU